Menidia menidia (Atlantic silverside) is the source of this 4777-nucleotide messenger RNA. Lineage: Eukaryota; Metazoa; Chordata; Actinopteri; Atheriniformes; Atherinopsidae. The record is from the annotation of a GenBank genome assembly.
UGCUUAAGUGUUUAUGUUGUCUUCUGUAGUGUGUCCAGAUAAAGAACCAGGACUUCAGCCAUGGGUGCCAGGUCACAGUGAAGACCACCGUGUUACAAUUGGUUAUGGCCAUAAGGUCCUUCUCAUGACCUCAGCCACCGUCCACUCUAUUGAGAUUCAUAAUGGAGGAAAGCUGGUGAUUGCAGACACAAACCAACCCAUUCUUCUACGAACCAAACAUAUUCUUAUUGGGAACAAAGGGGAGUUGAAAAUUGGAAGCGCAGACUGUCCCUAUAAAGGCAAUCUAACCAUCUCCCUAUUCGGAAGGCUGAAUGACACAGAUGAAGAACACAGCUACUUUGGCAGGAAGUUUAUUGGAGUUGGAACAGGCGGAAUCCUUGAAAUUCAUGGACUAAAGAAGUUGUCAUGGACCUUCCUCAACAAGACCCUCCAUCGUGGAGUGAAGAAACAAAACAACUACCACUUCCAGAGAAGCUGGGGGAACCGAGGCAUCAUUGUGCACAUCAUCCACCCCAACACUGGGGAGGUGUUACAUGUGGACAGGUUUGACACGUACCGCAGUAAGGACGAGAGUUAUCGCCUUGCCAAGUACAUAGAUGGAGUGGAGGCAGGGCUCAUUCUUGCCAUGGUGAUCAAUGAUGAGGGUUCAAACAACUUGGAGAACACAGCCAAGAAGAGCCUGUCCCAGCUAGGCAGUCGCCACAUCAGCAAUGUCGGAUUUCGACACCCUUGGACCUUUAUUGUGAAAAAAGGUGAUGCUUCUUCUUCUGUGGAGGAUCACAGUGUUUAUCAAGGAACUAAGGCCUCAUCAGAGGCUUACAGCUCUGGUGUGUUUCAGUCUACAUCUGGGGAUCAUUUCAUCAUCACCAUCAGCAGUCAGUGGGUUCAAGAUGCAGAAUGGUCUGACUGGUUUGACAGGGAUGAUGAGAGGGGAUCAGGAGACUGGGAGAAACUCUAUGAUCUGUACAAGGCCUAUCCAGACCGACUGUGUAGUAGUCCACUGGAUAUCCAGGCUGAAACCCAUGAUGGCAUACCAUCCAACCAGACAGGAGAUGUGAUCUACAGGAACAACAAGCACUUCGGCUUUGUUUGCCUCAACAAGGAUCAGCCUCAUGGCCUGUGUCACAAUUAUAGGGUCCGCUUCCUUUGUGGAAAACUGGUGCAUCCACAGGCCUCUGUUUCAAUUGACGUAUUAUCAAGCAACAGCAUCCUGGAGCUUACUGAUCAGCCAACAGGAUGGGAGUCUGGUGAUCGGGUGGUUGUGGCUAGCACAGACUACUCAAUGCACCAAGCUGAAGAGUUUACAUUGCUGCCUUGUCCUUCGUGCUCACCCAACCAAGUGAAAGUAAAAGGUAAGGCCCAGUUCACCCACAUAGGUGAAGAGGUAGAUGGGGUGGAUAUGAGGGCAGAGGUUGGUCUGCUGACUCGUAACAUCCUGCUUCGCGGUGAGACUGAGCCGAACUGCUAUGGCCAGGAGGCUUGCAACUUCUUCAAUUUUGACACAUUUGGAGGACACUUGAAGGUGGAGUGGGGGUUCAGUGCUGUUCACAUAUCUGGCAUGGAACUCCAGCACAUGGGACAACAAACAAUGGGUCACUAUCCAGUCCAUUUUCACAUGAAUGGAGAUGUGGAUGAGAGGGGGGGCUACAGUCCCCCAACAUCUGUCAGCAAUCUAUCCAUUCAUCACUCUUUUUCACGCUGUGUAACCAUUCAUGGCACCAAUGGACUACUGGUUAAAGAUGUGGUUGGCUAUGACACACUUGGACACUGUUUCUUUACGGAGGAUGGCCCAGAAGAGAGGAACACAUUUGAUCACUGUCUGGGCUUGAUGGUGAGAGCAGGAACCUUAUUGCCUUCAGACAGAGAUAGCAUCAUGUGCCGCAAUAUCACCGAUGGAGCUUAUCCAGGAUAUGUUGCCAAUCCUCGUCAAGACUGCAGUGCAUCUUCAACUUUCUGGAUAGCAAAUCCCAAUAACAACAUCAUUAAUUGUUCUGCUGCAGGCUCAGAGGAAACAGGUUUCUGGUUUGUAUUCCACCAUGUGCCCACAGGCCCCUCAGAGGGCCUCUACCCCCCAGGACGCACUGAGCACACACCAAUGGGACAUUUUCUGAACAACAGAGCCCACUCCAACUACAGGGCUGGAAUGAUCCUUGAUAAUGGAGUAAAGACCACUCAGGCAAACAACAAGGACAAAAGACCCUUCUUGUCUCUUAUUGGAGCCAGAUAUGGCCCACACCAGGAUGCAAACCCCUUCAAACCUAGAGUUCCAGCUCUUAUUCAUCACUUUAUAGCCUACAAAAACCAGGACCAUGGAGCCUGGUUGAGAGGAGGAGAUGUCUGGUUGGAUGACUGCCAAUUUGCUGAUAAUGGCAUUGGCCUCACACUUGCAAGUGGAGGGACCUUUCCAGAUGAUGAUGGGUCUUGUCAGCAGGUGAAAAACUCUUUGUUUGUUGGUGAAAGUGAUAAUCGUGGAACGCCUCUCCCAGACAACAGUAAUUGGGGCCCAGGAGGUGGGGACCUCACUGGCAGGACUCUGCCACGUGCCAUUGAUUUUCCAAUCAGAGGUAUGCAAAUCUAUGAUGGGCCAAUCAAUGUGCAGAACUGUACAUUCAGGAAAUUCACAGCGUUGGAUGGACGACACACCAGUGCUAUUGGUUUCAGGCUCAACAAUUCCUGGCAGAGUUGCCCAAAUAAUAAUGUUACUGACAUCAGCUUUGAUCGUGUUCCAAUAACAUCUCGAGUGUUUUUUGGAGAGCCAGGUCCCUGGUUCAGUAAAAUGCAUAUGGACGGGGACAAGACAACCAUCUUCCACGACAUUGAUGGCUCAGUCAGUGAAUAUCCUGGAGCCUUCCUGGUUAAAGAGGACAACUGGCUGCUCCGUCAUCCCGACUGCAUUGAUGUGCCUAAUUGGAAGGCUGCUAUCUGUAGUGGGCAGUAUGCUCAGAUCUACAUCCAGACAAGGAACCCUGCUGACUUAAAUAUGCACAUAGUGAGAAACGAGUAUCCUGAGCGGCCCCUGACACUAGAGGGUGCCCUAGGGAAGAAGAAACACUACCAGCAAUUUCAGCCUGUGAUAACACUCGCAAAGGGUUAUACCAUUCACUGGGACCAGGUUGCACCUGCAGAGGUCACCAUCUGGCUCAUCAACUUCAACAAAAAUGACUGGAUCAGUGUAGGUGUCUGCUACCCACAUGGCACCACCUUCACAAUUAUCUCUGAUAUCCAUGACCGCCUUACAAAACAGACCCGUAAGGCCGGCAUCUUUGUGAGGACAGCCCAGAGGGAGAAGAUAAAUUACUCAAAUUUGGCCAGGGGAUACUACUAUUUGGAGGAAGACACAGGGCUGCUCUUCCUGAAGGUAAAGGCUCACAAUGAUAGGGAACAGUUUGCGUUCUGCUCUGUCAAAGGCUGUGAGCGGGUAAAGAUCACAGCCAUUAUCCCAGAGGGAAGUCCACCCAGCAACUGUUUGGCAAAGGCCUACCCCAAACAUGCUGAGCUUCCUGUUGUAGAUGUACCAAUGCCGAGAAAAAAACCCAACAUCUGGCUUCACUCACCAGAGCACUUCCUGGAGGUCAAACUGGAGUCUUACAGUACUCGCUUCUUUCACAUUAAGGAGGACUUUGCAUUUACUGAGGUGUAUGGGAGGAAGUUAUACCAAUCAGAAGAUGGGGUGCAGCUGACAGUAAUUGAUGGGCAUGAUGGGAAAGUUGUGGAAACCAAAGGUUUCAGUACCUCCAUCCUACAGGGAAUCCCUGCACAGUUAGAGAAUUAUGUCAAUCGGCUGAGUGACAGUUCCAUUAUCCUAAUGACAUCUAAGGGCCACCUUCCAAUAAGAGGACCCUGGACCAAAGUCCUGGAGAGACUUGGAGCAAAGAAAAGCAUUAAACAAAGAGAUAAGUUGGCAUUUGUUGGAUUCAAAGGCACGUUCCACCCUGACUGGGUCAAUCUGGAGUUGAGCAGUGACCGAGCCAAGAUCCAUCAGGUCUUACCCAUUCCUGUCACCCACAAGAUGAAGCUACAGGUCACCGGCUGAGUGGAGUCCUACAUGGAGAACUGGUGUCAAGUAAUGAUGUUAUUAUGACAUUCUUGGAUAUUGUUGCACAUACCCUGACAAAAGCAGACUGAUACUCACAUAUACACACACAGUGCUAGGACUGCAGUCAGUUGCUUCAAAUGAUUGGACCAAAUCUGAUCUGGACAUCCAGGAUCCAGCAUAGGCCUAUUAGCCCGCCAUGUUGAACUUAUUACUGUGGCUCAGUAAUAGUGAUAGUAAAAUGCUUCAGAAUAAACCCUGCCCUAAACAUCUUCAACAGCUUUUUAAUGGUAAUUCUCAUUAAAUUGUCAAUUUAAGCUGAUAUUAAAUGAGGUCAGGUGAGUGGGAUGUUAUUAGUUAUAUGAACUAUCAUUAUGAACAUUACCUCAUGGACAUGCAAACAUUAAUCGGUUUUCUGCUUUCAUUAUUAUUACAUUACAAUCAAAAUUCUAACAUUCUAAAUACCCUUUUGAAGACUUUUACCCUUUAAACCAGCAUUAACCUUUCAUAUUUUGGAUGUAAUCUAUCUGCUAGAUGUCAUCUUUAUUGGAAAAUGUAUCCAUCCAUCCAUUAUCAAUACCGCUUAUUCCCUCAUGGGGUCGCGGGGGGAACUGGAGCCUAUCCCAGUGGUCAACGGGCGAGAGUCCGCCAGUCCAUCGCAGGGCCACACAGGACAUACAAGGACAAACAACCACUCACACUCACAUUCACUCCUAAGGGCAAUUUCCCCAAUCUCCAAUCAGC